Pundamilia nyererei is the source of this 1638-nucleotide messenger RNA. It is a transcript of the gene phospho2, whose product is annotated as phosphatase, orphan 2. The coding region runs from base 148 to 909 and encodes 253 amino acids. The record is from RefSeq and is a predicted model, not a curated record. The transcript has 4 exons. Lineage: Eukaryota; Metazoa; Chordata; Actinopteri; Cichliformes; Cichlidae. Gene Ontology annotation, molecular function: phosphatase activity.
ACUACGUUUUAACGCAACAUCCAAAAGAAGCUGCAGGUGGCGGUAAAGAGCUGAGAUUUGUUCCACUUUUUGCGGCAAAGCAAGAUAAGGAGAAGGAAGAUAAGGAAGAUCGGUGAAUUCCUGACGGAGGACUCGUACCGGUGCCAAAUGAAGAUUCUGAUGGUGUUUGAUUUUGACCACACCGUGGUCGAUGCCAACAGUGACACUUGGGUGGUCAGGUGCCUUCCUGAUAAGACACUUCCUGGCUCUGUGGAGAAUUCGUACAGAAAAGGCUACUGGACUGAGUACAUGGGCAGGGUGCUGAACUACAUAGGUGAGCAGAAGGUGAGCCCAGACAGGGUUCGCAGUGUGAUGGAGACCAUCCCCUUCACAGCUGGAAUGACUGAGUUGCUGACAUUUAUAGCAGAGAAUAAAAGUGCCAUUGACUGCAUAGUCAUCUCUGAUUCCAACACCUUGUUUAUAGAAUGGAUUCUCCAUGCUGCAGGACUCCAGGCGGCUGUUGACAAGGUUUUUACCAACCCAGCUAAGCUCAAUGAGUUGGGCCACAUUGAGGUGCAGUGCUAUCAUUCUCAUGCCUGUGAUCAAUGCCCUGUCAACCUCUGCAAGAAAAAAGUCCUGGAGCUUUACCUUUCUGAGCAAUCUGAUGCCGGCGUGGAGUAUGAGCAAAUCUUUUAUGCGGGGGAUGGGGGGAAUGAUCUCUGCCCUACUUCCUGUCUGAGAGGCCGUGAUGUUGUGAUGCCUAGAAAGGGAUACACUCUGGAGAAGCUGCUAGCCAAACUGGAAGGUCAGGAGGGCAACUUUUCUGUAAGAGCUAAAAACAUUGCCUGGAGCAGUGGCACUGACAUUCUCCGGGAGCUGAAAGCAAGCAUGCAGUCAGAGCCGUGGCACAUGAAAUAUUACAAAUAUUGAGCCUGCACUGCAGGAUCCAUUGUGCUGCCUGUAUUCUUUUUUUUUCAUAUUAUAAUUCAAAAUUUUAGAAGAUUUUAUGAAAUUUUUAACUUAUUUAAAACGACAGCAUUUGCACAUGUAAACCAGUCUUUUAAAAAGGGUAAUUUGUCUGCAGGGAAAUUUACCUUUAUCUUUUAUCAUCAUGCUCUUUACAAUUUUUCUAAUUUUCCGUGGUGAUCGAAAAUAGAGGCGCCUGAAACCACUAACAAUACAUAGGCAGUGUGUCACAACGGCAGCUUUUACAUGUGCAGUGUAUGUUAAAUACUACAUAAGAAUUCAGUUAAGAUUAUAUUUAGUAUAGUAUUCAAGAUCUGUUGUUGGGGCUGAUCCAAGAAGCAGAGAUGAACCAGCAAGUUAACUUGAUCUGAUAACGUAGAAGUCAGGGAAAUUUCUGAGCAGAUUUGAGACAUGGAUUAAUUUUAGUCCCAGAGUACAAGAAAAAUUAAAAGAUGUCUCCAUUGAAAUGUUUCUGGACUAGGGUUUCUAGAAAGGUUCAUGUUAAAGGCAUUUUGUUAACCUGAAAACCUUAAAUCAGUGUACUUCAUGCAGUCUGCACUAUAUCUAGCCACAGUACUGUGCAAAAAUAUUGAGCCACCCCUUAUUUCUUUACAUUUUGGUGGAAAGAUAGAAAAUUGGUACAGCAGUUUAUUGAAACAUGUGGAAACAUGCAUGGAAAUUAAGUAUAUAUAU